AUGGUCUCUGUCAUAGAGGAAGUCUCCAAGGUCCAGAGGAAGACUGGGAACCACCCCAUUGUCAUCCAUGGACUUUACCAAUCCAGUAAUAUCAGCAUUGAUGUGGUAUCUACUAGCGAUGGUUUCUCAUUGAUGAUAAACCUUAGUAACUAUGUAGAAAACGGGAUCUAUCGUAUUAUGACCAAUGUGACUUGGUUGAGAUUUUUGCACUGUAACAAUGGUCUCGGAAGCUCUAACAUGACUGACCAGACAUAUGAUGUGAAUCCAAUGAAUCUAAGCAUUACCGGAUUAGUUCCUAACAGUGAAUACAAUAUGACAGUGGUGGUAAGUAAUGCUCUGGGAAGCAAAACACAGAGUGUUUCUAAUCAGACUCAGCCAGCAGCACCAUCUGCCCCACCACAAGACAUAGUGGCAGUAAACCAGACCCUCUUCACCAUCACCAUCAGUUGGCAGCCUGUUGACUGUGCCCAUCAGAAUGGGAAUAUAACAGGAUAUGAAAUACGAUAUAGGAAAAAAGACGGUGGAAAUACCAAAGCAGUGUCGGACAGAGUCAUAAUGGGUGCAGAUUAUACCCUAAUAGACUUGCAGCCAUCAACUGCAUACUUGAUUCAAGUGGCAGCAAACAACACAGUUGGCAGAGGAGCUUUUGGAAACAUAUCAGCAUCAACAUUGCUAUUUGAAGUUCACGUGAUAUCAACAACAUCAACUUCGAUUAGCAUAUCAUGGCCAGAAGUUGACUAUGAAGUCCUAAUCACAUGGAUCAGCACUCCAUCAAGCCAUUGUACACAAAAUAUCGAUCAAAGUUUAAAGAACGAUUCUGUGAAUGGGAAAUCCUCUUAUGUGAUAGAUGGUCUGAAAGUAUUCACCGAGUAUAACAUCACACUUUGCAUAAAUGGCUCUAUCUGUACUUUCAAGGCUGUAGUGACUAAUGCAACUGGUAUGUUCAUUUCAUAAUCUUGUACGAUUCUUAAAAAUUGCCCAUUUUUUCAGCACCAUCUGCAUCUCCAAAAGGAAUGUCAUGGGAAGGAAGUUCAUCGACAACCAUCGCUAUAAAAUGGGGUCCUGUGCCAUGUGCUGAUCGCAAUGGAAAUAUCACUAGUUAUGUGGUGAUGUUCAGAGAAAAUGGGAAGGAAAUGUUCCAUAAUAAAACUACUACUGGAGUUGAUAUGGAGUUCACUAUCACUGGGUUAGAACCAUCGACUGAGUAUGAGAUUAAAGUUGCUGCUUUCACUGUGGCUGUUGGACCGUUCACUAAUGAAAGCUUGUUUGCAAGCACCACAGACUCACCCAACAUUGUAGUGACAACCACUGAAGCAUCUCCUCCUACCACAGCAGACACUAGAGAAGGUGGCAGUAAUGUUGGUGGAGUAGUGGCUGGUGUGAUAGUGUCUGUUCUGUUUUUUAUUGGAGCUACUCUGGGCAUCAUUGCUGCUAUCUGGCUAAUGAGAAGGAAAAAGUCAACUAUGAAGGGUCUUUUCUCAAUGGGUCACUUUAAAGUCACCCGCAAACAAAGCACCUUGCCUCACUCUAGAGAUACACAAGACAUUUCUCUGGAGCAGCUUUCCACUGGAGGGAGUCUGGCAGGUGGAGAGCUAUCCUCUGAGAAAGAUGAAGUCAAAACACACUUUCAGUCUCACUCUGACAGUCCCUCACAACAGCCAGCUACAGUACAAAGCUAUACCCUACCUCUCCUAUCUAGCUGAUGAGGAAGGUAGAGGAAGAGGAGGAGGAGGAAGAGGCUGAUCCUGUCCCCAAGCCUUCAGGUAAGUUUCAUGCGAGACCAGUACCUCUGCCAGUGGCUCUGUUUGGGAGCAAUGUGGAGAAGAAACACACCAACAACAACCAGCCUUUCAUGACUGAGUUUGAGGCACUGGGUGAUGGUGAAGGAAAGACUGUUAU
Messenger RNA from Geodia barretti, 1899 nucleotides. The record is from the annotation of a GenBank genome assembly. Lineage: Eukaryota; Metazoa; Porifera; Demospongiae; Tetractinellida; Geodiidae.